Molecule: messenger RNA, 1170 nt
Organism: Atta colombica
Lineage: Eukaryota; Metazoa; Arthropoda; Insecta; Hymenoptera; Formicidae
Product: transcription factor Sox-19b
Exons: 4
Coding region: 10-1170 (386 amino acids)
Biological process (GO): regulation of DNA-templated transcription; cell differentiation; anatomical structure morphogenesis
Molecular function (GO): RNA polymerase II cis-regulatory region sequence-specific DNA binding; DNA-binding transcription factor activity, RNA polymerase II-specific
Source: RefSeq, a predicted model, not a curated record
GGCGGCAACAUGUGUGACGGCUCCUUCACAGAAACCUUGCGUAGUAUGCAAGGGAUGACGGGUACGUCGCCACCGGGUAGUGCCGGUGUCGGUCACAUGGGGGUCGGCCUCAUGGGGGGGAGUAGUCCACUCGGCUCGGCAGGCAAGAAGGUGCCGGUGGAACACAUCAAACGGCCAAUGAACGCCUUCAUGGUAUGGUCACGACUACAGCGACGGAAGAUUGCACAAGAGAAUCCGAAAAUGCACAACAGCGAAAUCUCCAAGCGACUAGGUGCAGAAUGGAAGCUCCUUACGGAGGAUGAGAAACGUCCAUUCAUCGAUCAGGCGAAGAGGUUACGUGCACAACACAUGAAGGAACAUCCUGAUUAUAAAUAUAGACCGCGAAGGAAACCCAAAACUUUGCGAAAAGAAGGCUAUCCUUAUAGUAUUCCAUACCCAAGUGUUCCCAUGGACGCUCUUCGAGCAGGAAUGGCUGGUAGCAUGGGACAAGCUGCAAUGGGCUCCUAUUACACCCCCGCCGCGGCUUACGGCUCGCUCUCGGCGGCUAGCAUGGCUGCAGCCGCAGCAGCGGCUGCACAACAAUCGGCUGCAUCUGGUCUCAUGUCUAGUCUCGGGUCAACUCCUCCGAUACCGGUGGACUCGAUGACCAUGAAAUAUUCUAUGGAGCCUGACAAAUAUCGCGCUGCCUAUAUGCCGCCCAGCACUCUAGCAAUGAGCAUGUAUCCAGACCCUAAGUACUUGGAUUCUUCUAAUCCCAAGACUUAUCUAGACCGUACUUACUUAGACGCGAAGGCAUACUUCGAGCAAUCGAAACUGUACAUGGAUCAGAAACCCACCAUUGGAGAAUACAAUCGGCCGAACUACGAGCCCAACAAGCUCUACGAGGAAUCCAGUCCAAGUAGUGUCGUUGGCGGAAAUGGACCCGCAAGAUCACCGCCCGCGGAAUCGCCAGACACAAGCAAGCAACACGAAAGAACAGAACAAGGCUCGUCCAGCGCGAGUUCGACAUCGACAUCAUCGGCCGCGAGUCCCGGUGCUUUGCCGUAUCCGUAUCCCGCAUCAGUCCAAGCUAGUGGCCUGCUGACUCCGCAGAUGGCUCAAUACGGUGGAUACCAAAUGGCACCGGCAUCGGGAAAUGAAUCUUUUCGGCGACCGUUGGUCAUCUUGUGA